Messenger RNA from Topomyia yanbarensis, 1046 nucleotides. RefSeq names its product histone H3-like. The record is from RefSeq and is a predicted model, not a curated record. Gene Ontology annotation, molecular function: structural constituent of chromatin; protein heterodimerization activity; DNA binding. Lineage: Eukaryota; Metazoa; Arthropoda; Insecta; Diptera; Culicidae. Gene Ontology annotation, cellular component: nucleosome. The transcript has a single exon. The coding region runs from base 254 to 652 and encodes 132 amino acids.
AAAAAUGUACCAUAUUUUCAUUGCCAUAUUUUUUUAGAAGAUAUAUUUAAAAUUACCUGACAUACAACUUUGCCGUAUACACCAUCGUUCUAUCUCGUUCCAUUAAAAAAGGUGAUAAGAGCGGCGCGCUCUAGCGUUACUGACUGCACUAUCAUUCCAGCCCUUUUUCACGCACAGAUACAACUAGCAACGGAUCAUUCGUCGUUUGAACAGCAUCACAGUGGUAGCAGUAGCAGAGCAGCAUUUUCGUGCCAUGGCCCGUACGAAACAGUCCACCGGAGGGAAAGCUCCCCGCAAGCAGUUUGCAACGAAGGCUGCCCGUAAAAGUGCCCCAGCCACGGGUGGCGUUAAGAAGCCCCAUCGCUACCGUCCAGGAACUGUCGCGCUGCGAGAAAUUCGUCGCUAUCAGAAAUCGACAGAGCUACUAAUCCGCAAGCUGCCCUUCCAGCGUCUGGUUCGUGAGAUCGCGCAGGACUUCAAAACCGAUCUGCGCUUCCAGAGCUCAGCCGUCAUGGCCCUUCAAGAAGCCAGCGAGGCUUACCUGGUUGGUUUGUUCGAGGAUACCAAUCUGUGCGCUAUCCACGCCAAGCGAGUAACUAUCAUGCCGAACGACAUCCAACUGGCUCGCCGGAUCCGCGGGGAGCGGGCCUAAAUGUGGUAGUGUGUGAUUCGAGCUCAGUUGGAGUUGGCGCUGUAUUGUGCCAUAACGUUAAUCGUGUAGAAAACCCAGUUUUCUAUGUAUUGAGCACUCUUUCUGUUGCAGAAAAAAAUUACCCGAAUCUCCACAGAGAGGCUUUGGCAGUUGUUUUCGGACUGACCAAAUUUUUUAAAUAUGUUAAUGGCAAGAAGUUUAGGUGGUAACUGAUAAUAAACCGUUAGCUAGUAUAUUUAAUCUUAAGAAGGGCAUUCCGUCGUUGGCAGCAGCUAUGCUGCAGAAAUACGUGUAUAUUUUGUCGAAAUUUGAUUUCGAAAUAGUAUAUCGGCCAGGUCCCUUGAUUCCCAACGCGGCACUAUGGGUCAUGUUUGGGCCUAGGGGUGGCCCUUGU